AUGCCUUACAUACCUCACACUCCCGAGUCCCUCCUUCCUCGAUCAGAUAGCAAGAACCCCGCUGCAACAUGCAGAGGUCUCACUUCGAAUGGUCGACCGUGUCGUCGAGCAAUUUCGAAAUCACCUCAAUCUUCGCCGAGCCCAAGCCCACGACGAACCUCGAGCGCACCAAGCACACCGAACCCAGAAGCGUUUUGCUGGCAACACAAGGUCCAAGCUGAUGUUCACGUUACUGCCUUACCGCGAGGGCUUCAAUCUGCCACAGUUCGAGAGCGAACAAGCAUUGAUACACUGGUGGAUCGAUUGGGUCUUCUUGAGGUUGAACAGAAGAAAGAAAGGAGGCAGCGUCGAAAACCAGUCCCUGUGAAGGAUCCAGAGAAACACUCGCAGAGGGUUGAUCAUGUUUCCCAGCGGCCAGAGCGACCGGGGCCUCGACCAAAGCCGCAGAGUGAUCUUGGGUUGUUUUGCUGCGUAGGUGUGGCAGAUGAAAGCAAAAGGGCACCAAGACCGGUCAACCACAAACCCUCGAGGCGGACGACUGCAACGAUACCUGCUGAGCAGCGCUCGAAGCUACCUACAGCCGUACAACAGAAGCUUUCUUCCCAACGACCUUCAAUCACUCGAGACCCUUCAUCACGAACGGGAGAGUUCCUCUCUCUCAUACCAACGUCUGCAUCCCCACAAGUCACUGCCUUGCUGCUCGCCGAAUUAGCAAAACCUGUCUCAGGUGCGGAUGAUGAAGGCUACAUCUACAUGUUCUGGCUAACUCCCGAAUCCGUCCCCGCUCCUCCACCUUCCGAGACUGCAUCUUCCCUCCUCGCUCCCCCUUCCCGACCAAUUCCCGGCCAACGAAGAACCUCAGAUGUCCUCAACACCUUCGCUUCCACGGGCCCAAAUGCCCAAGACAAGAAGACAAUCCUGCUUAAAAUCGGCAGAGCGCAAAAUGUGCAACGGCGACUCAACCAAUGGACUCGACAAUGCGGGUACAACCUCUCUUUGAUCCGCUACUAUCCUUACCAUCCAACUACCCUCUCAGAUACGAGUAUUAAUGAGAUUCCGAGAACGCCGAGGAAGGUUCCAAACGCGCAUAAGGUGGAGAGAUUGAUACAUAUUGAGUUGAAUGCGAAGAGGGCGCAGGGGAGUGGGAAGUGUAAUGUUUGUGGAAGGGAGCAUAGAGAGUGGUUUGAGGUUGAUGCUAGCAAGGAUGAGGUUAAGGCUGUGGACGAGGUUGUGAGACGGUGGGUUGAUUGGGGGGAGAGGGAUGGCGGGAGGUGA
This is a messenger RNA of Hyaloscypha bicolor E, 1275 nucleotides long. Its product is annotated as DUF1766-domain-containing protein. The record is from RefSeq and is a predicted model, not a curated record. NCBI's taxonomy places the organism in Eukaryota, Fungi, Ascomycota, Leotiomycetes, Helotiales, Hyaloscyphaceae. The transcript has a single exon. Bases 1 to 1275 code for a protein of 424 amino acids.